Messenger RNA from Erigeron canadensis, 1441 nucleotides. RefSeq names its product E3 ubiquitin-protein ligase RGLG1-like. The coding region runs from base 96 to 1229 and encodes 377 amino acids. The record is from RefSeq and is a predicted model, not a curated record. Lineage: Eukaryota; Viridiplantae; Streptophyta; Magnoliopsida; Asterales; Asteraceae. The transcript has 10 exons.
CCCGUAUAUAUAUAUAUGCACAUAAUAAAACAUUCCAUACUUUACAAGAAAGCUGUUGCGAAUUUAUUAAAACGCUUUUACAUAUGUAACACAAAAUGGGCUGUAAGAGUUCAAAAGAAACAAAACGGGAUAACGCCCCCAUUCCUCGUAGCGGCUCUCAGGUGACUCAAAGGAAGUUGGAUAGGAAGUAUUCGACAAUAGGCAAUGGCUACAAGACGCUUGAACAGGUUGCUUCGGCUCUGACUCAAGAAGGACUUGAAUCAUCGAAUCUUAUUGUUGGUAUCGACUUCACUAAAAGUAACGAGUGGAAAGGGAAGAGGUCAUUCAACAAGCGAUGUUUACAUAGCGUUGGAGUGUCACAAAAUCCGUAUGAACAAGCAAUAUCGAUCAUUGGGAAAACACUAUCGGGUUUUGAUGAGGAUAACUUGAUCCCUUGCUUCGGGUUUGGAGAUGCCUCGACACAUGAUCAAAGUGUAUUCAGUUUUUAUCCGGAUUCGAGUUAUUGCCAUGGAUUUGAGGACGUUUUGAGACGAUAUAGAGAAAUAGUUCCUCAACUUCGACUUGCUGGGCCUACUUCUUUUGCACCUGUUGUAGAAAUGGCCAUGAAAAUUGUUGAAGAAAGCGGUGGCCAAUACCAUAUUUUGCUGAUUAUUGCCGAUGGCCAGGUUUCAAGAAGUGGUGAUACCAAAAACGGCCAGCUCAGUUCACAGGAACAAAAAACCAUGGAUGCCAUUGUCAAAGCAAGUAAUUACCCGUUAUCAAUAAUAUUAGUAGGGGUUGGAGAUGGUCCAUGGAACAUGAUGAAGAGAUUUGAUGACAAUAUACCUUCUCGAGCCUUCGACAAUUUUCAGUUUGUGAAUUUUACAGACAUUAUGUCAAAGAAUGUGGAUGCGUUGACAAAACAGACAAAAUUUGCGUUAACAGCCUUGAUGGAAAUACCGUUGCAAUAUAAAGCAACCCUUAAGCUCGGUCUACUUGGCACUCGAACAGGCUAUGCUCCAAACAUCGUUCACCUUCCCCCACCUUGUGGCAUGAAUUUAGAGUUCAUGAACACAAUCCCUCCUAUCGCUCCUCACUAUCACCCGUCUCCUAGCGCUCCUCACUAUAACCCGUCUAUGAGUUCCACUUAUGACAAUGUCUGCCCCAUGUGUCUUGGUAAACAGGGGGAAUUGGCUUUGGGUUGUAGGCAUCAGCCAAAUUUUAAUAGACACAAUGGGAUUUACGGCUAAUAUAUGCUUCAUGAAGAAUUCUUUUUCUCAUUCUUAUCGUUAUUGUUGGGGACUACCGGACCAGCAUAUGUUGCCAGCGUGAAGUUAAUUUUUUUGAAGCAUCGAUCUAAACAACUUAAACAAGGCGGUAUCUAUUGUUUUCAAACAAAAGUUGCAAUCUGUCUAUACAUUUCUGUAGAUGAUAUAUAUUGAAACAUAGCUCAAAGGUUAUU